Molecule: messenger RNA, 2350 nt
Organism: Archocentrus centrarchus (flier cichlid)
Lineage: Eukaryota; Metazoa; Chordata; Actinopteri; Cichliformes; Cichlidae
Gene: acot11a
Product: acyl-CoA thioesterase 11a
Exons: 17
Coding region: 90-1853 (587 amino acids)
Biological process (GO): acyl-CoA metabolic process
Cellular component (GO): cytoplasm; cytosol
Molecular function (GO): long-chain fatty acyl-CoA hydrolase activity; lipid binding
Source: RefSeq, a predicted model, not a curated record
UUGAAAGGUACUAGCCAUAUACGUGUUGAACGCGUUUCACACCCCUCUGCUGUGCUUGACGCUGUGAGUGGCCGCUGCCAGCUUUCAAAAUGAGUUUCAAAGUUUCAGGUAAUCUGGAGGAGGAGGAGGAGGAAGAGGAAGAAGGAGAGAACUGCAGUCUGACAGAAGUGAAGAUGAGUCAGAUAGUGAUGCCCUGUCACAGCAACCAUCGGCAGGAGCUCAGCGUGGGACAGCUGCUCAAAUGGAUAGACUGUACCGCCUGCCUCGCUGCGGAGAGGCAUGCUGGAAGUCCCUGCGUCACUGCGUCGAUGGAUGACAUCCACUUUGAACAUACCAUUGGUGUGGGUCAGGUGGUGAACAUCAGGGCAAAGGUCAACAGAGCCUUUAACACCAGCAUGGAGGUAGACAUACAGGUGAGCUGUGAGGACCUGUUCUCUGAUCGUCACUGGAGGGUUUGCCACGCCUACGCCACCUUUGUUACUCAGCGCACAAGCACAGGACAAAAGGUGACCUUGAAGCCCAUUGUUCCUGGCACUGAGAAGGAGCAGGUUGAAUACAGCGUGGCAGCUGAAAGGCGGAGGGUCCGUAUGCUGCACGAUGACAUCAUCAAUGAUUUACUUUCCAAUGGCUCCGUCCAGCAGGCUGACAGCACACCAGGGUGCAAUGCAGUGGCAGCCGAGAGGACCAGGGUGGAGAGUGUGGAGCUGGUUCUACCUCCACAUGCAAACCAUCAGGUGAAUACGUUUGGAGGACAGAUCAUGGCCUGGAUGGUGAAUGUAGCUACAAUUGCUGCCAGUCGUCUGUGUCAGGCUCACCCCACUCUUCGGGCCAUCGACAUGUUCACCUUCAGAGGACCUUCUCAAGUCGGAGACAGAGUGCUGCUGAAGGCUAUAGUGAACAAUGCUUUCAGAAACAGCAUGGAGGUGGGGGUGCGCGCAGAGGCCUACCAGGAGGAGGGGGCUAACCGACACAUAAACUCAGCCUUCAUGACCUUUGAGGUGCUCGAUGAUGGGGGGAAGCCACGCAAAUUACCACGGAUACGGCCCGAACCCUUGGAAGGAGAGAGGAGGUUCCAAGAGGCAAUAGCCAGAAAAAAGAUCAGACUGGACAGGAAGUACAUCAUUUCCCACAAACAGGGGGAGGUCCCUCUGUCUGUACCCUGGGAUCCCAUGAACCAGGUGUAUCUGAGCUACAACAAUGUCUCAGCUCUGAAGAUGCUGGCAGCUAGAAACAACUGGUGCCUCAACUCUGAGAAAGACAAGGUUUGUCUUUACACCCUGGAGCAGAAGUCCAUGCUGAGCUUCAAGAUUGAAUGUGAGGUGGACGUUCCUGCUCACAGGGCCUUUGAUUUACUCGCUGAGCUGAGCAACAGACCGAGCUGGGACUCGUAUUAUAAGAUGUGCGAGCUAAUUCAGUGGGUAGACGACGAUGACGUCAUAUAUCGUGUGGUGGCUCCGUCGGUCCGUCAUGGCGUGAUGGGGUCCCCCGUUGCAGCCAAUCAGGCAGAAGGGAUGUUCCAGGAUUUCAUCUUGUUGGCUUCCAAAAGGAAGCCAUGUGGCAGCAGAGAUCCAUAUGUCAUCGCUCUACGCUCAGUGUCCCUGCCCACACACCCCCCCACUGAAGGCUAUAAGAGAGGAGAGGUUCUGUGUGCUGGAUUUACCAUACUGGAGACCAAAGACAACAUGUCACUGAUCAGUUACUAUAACCAGGCAUCUCCAGAGGUUUUUCCCUACAUCUCCACAGAUAUUGCCGGCCUCUCCUCCUUUUACUACCACAACUUCUGCUCCUGCAGACAGUACUUGACCAGGAACCGGCUUCAGUCUGCCUCUGAAGAGCAAGACUGCAAAAACUAACAGUGUCAGCAGUGUGUCAGAGGCCAAGCUGUAGACACUCAGUGGUACUGUCCAGCUCAUUUCUCCUCGCUUAUAUUCUGAUUAUAGUGACAUCAGUCUGCUUUUUUUUUAAUAUGAUGGCUCAAUUAAAGUCACAGGUGUUCACAGUGGAAAAACUUGGACAAAAUAUUAUUUUAUGUUUUGAUACAUUAGGACUGAAAAUCUUUGAUUUUUAACAGUCACAAUUAAGCGAGUAAAGAAAAACUGACACAUUUACUGUGUCGGGUCAGUCGUGCUGUUCCUGUUUGCAGAUGUAAGUUACAUAAAUGUAAUAGAUUUUGACCUUGUGUGGGGCUUGUAGUGUGGGGCUCGUAGUGUGGGGCUCGUAGUGUGGGGCUCGUAUGAAAUGGAGGUUAAUUAAAACACUAACAGGAGUCUGCAGUUAGCACAAGAUAACAUGUUUGUUGUGAUCAAAUAUGGAUGGUUUUUUCACAUCAAAUAAAAUAUUUUUAAGAACA